Lytechinus pictus (painted urchin) is the source of this 4581-nucleotide messenger RNA. Its product is annotated as gamma-aminobutyric acid type B receptor subunit 1-like. Gene Ontology annotation, molecular function: G protein-coupled GABA receptor activity. Lineage: Eukaryota; Metazoa; Echinodermata; Echinoidea; Temnopleuroida; Toxopneustidae. Gene Ontology annotation, biological process: G protein-coupled receptor signaling pathway; gamma-aminobutyric acid signaling pathway. The transcript has 19 exons. The record is from RefSeq and is a predicted model, not a curated record. Gene Ontology annotation, cellular component: G protein-coupled receptor heterodimeric complex; membrane. The coding region runs from base 248 to 3145 and encodes 965 amino acids.
GGGAACUUAUAAGGAAGCGGUGAGCCAGAGCAAACCAUCUCGCAUCAGACCAUCAUAUAGAUUGGACAUGUAUCAGAUGAAGCUUUGGCUACUCUUCAAUCGAGACAGUAAUUGCCGAUAAAGUAAAUGCUGGUUUCACGUGACCACUCAAUCAAGGAAUACAUCUAUGCUUCGUCGAUAUAUAGGAUUAUGAUUUAAAUAUUCUCUGUGCUCUUCAAAUCACUUUAGUUUUUUUUUUGAUCCGAUAAUGAUGUUUUCGUCAAAGUCAGGCAUGAUCGCGCUUCUCUUUCUAGUCACCAUGACAUCGGGAAUGACGACGAGUAGCCAGACGACGAAUGAAACGACUACCCCAUCCUGGAUAACACCUGAAUUACCAACGUCCAUCACGACGUCCUCAUGGAACAAGACGCCGAACGAAGAGAUAUCGAUGACCACGACUUCCAUACCUUCGAGCUUCACGACUGAGGACACCACAUGGUAUAGGUCGACAUCGCCCUCGAGUGAAUCGACACCAAUGACGUCAGCUGAGAGCACAUUGUCCUCAUCGCUUUCGACCCCGUCAUCCGUGGAUGGAAAGAGAAUCCUGAAUAUUCUCGGCUUGUUUCCGAUGACGAUCAGCUUAGGGGAGGAAGUGCGAGGUGAAAGUUCGAAGUUAUCAGCCGAGAUCGCACUCGAGCACAUCAACGAGAAUGAAAACAUCCUUCCCGAAUACGAACUUCGUUUACAUUCGCUCGACACAAUGUGUCACCCUGGUGUUGGAACCAGACUUUUGUUCGAGGAAGUGAAUUCCAAUACAACCUAUAUCAUGCUUCUAGGUUCAGGCUGCUCUGAAGUAGCAAAAACUGUGUCCUUAGCAGCAGAUCUAUGGAACAUUGUUCAGGUUUCGUAUUCUGCCUCUAGCCCAGCCUUGUCCAAUCGUGAAGCCUACAUGUCGUUUUUCCGAACGAAUGUCGCUGAUUCUCUCUACAAUUACGCCAGAUUGGCGAUAAUAAAGCACUAUGGCUGGCAAAGAGUUGCCACCCUUCACGAGAAUCAGGAAGCUUACUCCACGGCAGUUAAUUUAUUCAGUGAGCUUCUUGCCGCCAAUGGUAUCAAUCUAACUACAUCGGAAAGUUUCACAGUCGAACCCGGUGAGCAGAUAGAUAAUCUGAAGGAAAAAGGAGCAUGGAUAAUUUUUGGCAACUUUCAGGAAGUCAUGGCAAGGAAAGUGUUUUGUGAGGCGUACAAGAAGAAACUAUACGGUAAAAACUAUGCGUGGUUUCUGCUGGGAAAGUACAGUCUAAGAUGGUGGGAGAAGGAGGAUAACAGUACUACAUGCACACCUGAACAGAUAUAUACUGCGUUGGACGGUUAUAUACUGACGGAUUCGGUUCCGAUGAAUCUAUAUCCGGAUAGACCGACCAUAUCAGGACAUACUUCCGCGGAGAUUGCCGAGGUGUUCCGAAACAGAGCCGAACAGGCUGGAUUUGAUGACGUGGCUGUGACGUCAUAUGCAUCCGAUGCCUAUGAUGCUAUGUGGAGUAUAGCUCUCACAUUGCAGCGGGCUUCAUCAGACCACGAUUUAACCAUUGUUUCUGGCGAACUGCACGAGUUCUCUUACGAGAGACACGGCACAAGAGAGCACUUUAUUAAUACACUAUCAACCUUGCAAUUUGAGGGGUUCUCGGGAUCUGUAAGCUUUACUGAUGCUGGUGACCGUGAGGGACUAAUUGAGAUUCGUCAAAUCAGAGAUGGCGAAGAAAUUGUGGUUGGUCUAUAUUCAUUUCAUGGCGAUGAGCGACAUGGAACAGAUUUGAAUAUCACAGAUAUACAGUGGUCAGGAGGCAGACCUCCCAAAGAUGAGACAACGGAAGAGAUAGUAUUCCACACCAUUCCUCUGCUAUAUCUUUACGUAGCAGGUGGAUUGUGUGCCGCAGGGAUAGUCUUUGCCUCCGUGUGUCUUCUAGCUACUAUUAUACUGUGGGAGAGAUCAGCAUUUUACAGAGCAUCUCCGUUAUUCUUGGUAUUGGGCUUACUUGGUUGUGUCGGGAUGUAUGUAUCUAUCUUCUUGAUGGGUGUCGGAAGUGACGUCAUUGGACCUGAUUACCAAGUCAUUCUUUGCACGGUGAGGUCAUGGACUCUAGCUCUGAGUUUCUCUUUGGCAUACGGCGCCCUCUUCGCCAAGAUUUAUAGAGCUCACAAACUGCUCGUCUCCAAAGCGAACCUGUGGAACCCAGGUGGCCAUUUUUCAUUCAUGUUUCGGUCGUUGAUGUCGAUAUUUCUCUUCUGUGUGAUUGUUCUUAUCGUAUGGACUGUCUGGUUUCCUAUUCAAAGGGAUGUCGUCUCAUCUGGGAAUGAGUACAAUGAAGAUACGAACACCCUAUAUCGUUUUGAAGUAGAGUAUUGUCUUCGAGGCAAUGCUCUUUACUUCACCGGAACCAUUAUGGGUUUCCUUGGCCUUGUUCUGCUCCUUGGUGCAUUUUUAUCUUACGAGACUCGUGCAAUGAAGAUAGUGACAUUGAACGAUACGUUUGUAUCCGGUAUUGCUGUCUACUGCUCGGUCACAUUCAGUGUCAUCAGCACUCCUCUCGCCUUCAUCCUAGGCAAUAAUCCUCAGAUUGGGUACCUUACCGUUGCUAGUAUGGCAUGGAUCGGUGUUACACUGGUGCUUAUCAUUAUAUAUGCACCGAAGUUCCAUGCAGUUCGAGGCACUUGGGCUCAGAGACAGAACUCGCAAACCAGAACAAUCCAAGAGAUCUAUGACGAGGAGGUCGACGAGGAGACCAAACUCAGGCACAAGAUUGAUGAGGUCGAUCGUGAUAUUGAAGAAUUUAAGAAGGAGAUUGCUCGUCGUAAGGAGUUUGGCCGUCAAUCUCUUCUCAGAGGAUUCGGGAUCUGGUGCUUCGGUCAUUCCCUCAGACUCAGCUGUGGACAUCGCAAGGUCAAGGUCCCAUCUCUUCACACUCAAAUGCGCAAGCCAACGAUGACAGAAUACGACAACCAUGCCCUCGAAGCUUCAGACUGGAAUCUUGCCCGAUAUGGCACCCACGAGCCAGGGUCAUCUUCAUCAGGCGAGGGGUCAUCUGGAAAUCAACAAGAAAAUAGUGACAGGGCCACCGAGGCGACCAACAAAGUCAAUUCACAGUCAGACUUGACCAAACUCUAGGAGGAUGUGGUGAUAUGUCGGGUAAAUCUGAUGCCUUUUGCUGGUAACUGCUGGUAACUGAAGCGAGGAAGAUGAUUUUCUAUUAAUUGUUCUUAUACAUAUCACCAGAUAUUUCUUCAGAUUCAUCUUGAUGGUCAUUUGCUUGCCAUUUAUAUAAUUUACGAUAAUACGUGUUUCGAAUGCAUAUCUGAUCAAGAUGUUUACAGAUGAAGAUAUAUAUCUAUAUAUAUAUAGUGAAAGGCAUACAUGUAUAUAUUAUUGAAUCUAAGUAGUGGAUGACAUUUGUAUUUUUGUAAGGUUUCUUAAUAUUAGGGUGAAACUCACAAACAUAAUACUUUCUAUCAUUUUGCAAAGUGAGUGUAUACGUUUAUUUGAAGCCACUGUAUUUGUUUGCAAAAAGAAAUAUUGCAUUGAAUUGAACGGUACGUUCCCAUGGAUACAUCGGUAACCAUGGAGAUAUGAAACACUAACAAUCUUUGACUUAACAUCCUGCAUAUUCUGAUCAAAGCUAUUUUAACAUAAAUAUAUUUUAUGUAUUGUAAACAAGAAAUCCGUCGGGUUUUUGUCUCUUUAAUAUGCAUUUUUAUCAUAAUAGAGUUUAUUUCAACAAUUUUCAAAACAAAGAGAAUUGUAUCUGUGCAUUACUUUUUAUGACGAUAGUUAACGUGAUUUUGUUUCUGUUUUGUGUUAGAAUAAAGAAUCCGUAAAUUAUUUUAAAGACUUGAUGCUAAGUUUCAUGUUAUUUACAUCAUGUUAUGAUGAAUACAGUUUUUUUUAUAUAGUUCUUAGUCUAUUAUGCAAUUACGUUUCCAUGCAUUAUGAAUAAUUAUGUUUUGAAUCUUGAUUAAUUUGAUAUAUUUCGUCUUAUCAUACUGAAUAGUUUGUGUAUGUCUUUAUUCGAGAGAUGAUUUGCGCAUUUAGAAGGAUUUACUGAUUUAUUGAUUGAUUUGUAUUACUUUCCCAAUAUAUUAGUGUUCUUAUUCAUGUUAUUGAAUAAUUGAAUGUUUGUUAUUAUGUCUGCACAAUUGUGUUUGUCCCCAAAAUUAAAAAAAAAAUCUUAUAUGCAAAAUAAAUCAUUACCAUGAAAUUGUUGAUUUAAUGAGUCAAAAUAUUGAAUUUUGUAAUAAAUCAGCCAUCACAUGAUUAAGUUACGAGUGAUAAAUCCUCUGUAUGGUCAAUCUUUAUCUGAUAGUGUACAUCAUUUAACUAUAUUGAUAUGUAUGAAAACUUCGUCUAUUGGGUACGUUUGUAACAUUUUUCACUUCAGUAGCCUAGUCCAAUAAACUGCCUCACAGAAACAGAUUUGAAAAAAAAUUGCUUCAUAUCUCUUUCUAAUUAUUAUAGCGUACAUGAGUAGGGGUCGUCCCCUGACAGAAUCCCGAUGAACGAAUACAAAAAUCUAAUUUUGUGAUAGACUUUGACAUAAUAUUUAGAUU